AACUGACGCCCCGGAAAUAUGUGUUCUUGUCUUGUCUUGUUUCUAAAGCACAGUGAGACUGAAGGCUUCAAGUGAGACGAGAUACAAAGAUUACGAUCUAAGGUUUUAUCUCGCUCCUGGCUUGUGGAGUUAUUAUCCAGGCGUCGAGAGAGUGAAAUUCGCCUGGAAUUUUCAUAUUUUUGUCAUAAAUCUACGUCAGUGACACUUUGUAAAUAGAAUUACCAUUUAUAUGUGAUGGAGAAUCAGCUACAAGUACGAGAUCGUGUCGGCGUCCAAGAUUUUGUUCUUUUGGAAGACUUUAAAAAUCCUGAUGCAUUUGUGGAUAAUUUAAGAAAACGCUACAAAGCCGAUCUGAUUUAUACUUAUAUUGGAAAUGUUGUCAUUUCGGUGAAUCCAUACAAGAGUUUAAAUAUAUAUUCAAAUGAAGCGAUCGACCAGUAUAGAGGAGUGAAUUUGUACGAACAGCCUCCGCAUGUGUAUGCUAUAUCAGAUGCAGCCUACCAUUCUAUGAAAGAAGAAAGACUUGACCAAUGUGUGCUUAUAUCUGGUGAAUCAGGCUCUGGUAAAACAGAGGCUUCGAAGAAGAUACUUCAGUACCUUGCUGCCAUCAGUCCUUAUUCUUCUGAUGUUAAGCGUAUCAAAGAUAAACUCCUAAAGUCAAAUCCAUUAUUGGAGGCCUUUGGAAAUGCCAAAACGAACAGAAAUGAUAACUCAAGUCGAUUUGGAAAGUAUAUGGAUAUCCAAUUUGAUUUUAAGGGCUCGCCAAUUGGAGGUCAUAUUAUUAACUAUCUGCUUGAGAAAUCUCGAGUUGUUCAUCAGUGUAAAGGAGAGCAAAACUUUCACAUUUUUUAUCAACUGCUUCGUGGUGCUGAUAAUAAAGAAUUGGAACGUUUACAGUUGAAAAGAGAUCCUGAGGAAUAUAAGUAUUUGAAUCAGGGUGAUGUAUCUGUCAUUAGAAACCUGACAGACGAAGAAGGCUUCCAGAUUGUUAAAGAUGCUCUCAAAGUCAUUGACUUCACUAGUGAAGAGCAAGAUGACUUAUUUGCAAUUAUUGCAUCCAUACUUCAUGUUGGUAACAUUGAUUUUAAAGUAGCCAAUGAAGGAGUAACGCUUGUUGAUGAUAAUGAAGUGAUAAUUGUUACAAAGUUGCUUGGAUGUCCUGAAAAUGGCUUGAAGAAAGCAUUUCGACAUCGCACUGUUGACGUGAAAGGAGAAAAGGUUCAAACAUUGCUUACAAUGGAACAAGCUGCGUAUGCAAGAGAUGCUUUGUCAAAAGGUGUAUAUGAGAGAUUAUUUUCUUGGCUUGUGUCGCGUCUCAACACGUCACUCAAAGGCAAGAAACACCUCGGGAAAACGUCACUUCUGGGUAUUUUGGAUAUAUAUGGUUUUGAAAUCUUUGAAGAUAACGGGUUUGAACAAUUCUGCAUCAAUUAUUGUAACGAGAAAUUGCAGCAACUAUUCAUUGAGUUGACAUUAAAAUCAGAACAAGAAGAAUAUAUGAAAGAAGGAAUCGAGUGGGAACCCGUGGAGUAUUUCAACAAUAAAAUUAUAUGCGAUUUAAUCGAAGAAAAACACAAAGGCAUUAUUGCCGUUCUGGACGAAGAAUGUCUAAGACCUGGUGACGUUUCUGAUAUGACAUUCUUAUCAAAAUUAAUUACGUCAAUCGGAAAGCACGAGCAUUUUGUUUGUCACGAAAUGUCGGAUUACGAGGGAAGGAAAGAUAUUGGUCGAGAAGAAUUCCGUUUGAAACAUUACGCGGGUGACGUCACGUACAGUGUGUUAGGUUUCAUCGAUAAAAAUAACGAUCCACUCUAUCGAGAUUUUAAAGAGGCAAUGUCUUUGAGUAAGAACACCAUCGCGUCCAGUGCUUUUCCCCGAAGUGAAAUCGAAAGCAAGAAGCGUCCUGGCACGGCUGCCACGCAAUUCAAAACAAGUUUAAACAAUCUCAUGGGUAUUCUCCUGUCCAAACAACCAUCUUAUGUACGAUGUAUAAAACCAAACGACUAUAAACGUUCUGGAAAUUUUGACGAGAAAUUGAUUCAUCAUCAAGUAAAGUAUUUAGGUUUAAUGGAAAAUUUACGAGUGCGAAGAGCUGGUUUCGCAUAUCGACGUAAUCAUAAGGUGUUUCUUGAAAGGUACAAAGCUUUAUGUCCUGAAACGUGGCCAGUCUGGGAAGGAAGUGCAAAAGAUGGCGUGCUAAAGCUUUGUCAGCAUCUUAAAUACAAAAAUGAAGAAUAUAAAAUGGGAAAAACAAAAAUAUUCAUCAGAAAUCCUCAGACUUUGUUCACUACUGAAGAUCUGUUUCAGCACAAAAAACAUUAUAUAGCAACGGUUAUUCAGAAAACCUUUCGUGGAUUCAGUGCAAAGAAACGAUUUUUUAUAAUGAAAAAUGCUGUGACACUUAUUGCUACGCAUUGGCGUCGUGUGGUUGCACAAAGAUUGAAGGAGAAACGGAAAAGGGCUGCUGUUGCCAUUAGAAAGUUCAUAAAAGGUUUCAUGAUGCGUAAUGAACCAGCUUGCGAGGAAAAUGCUUGGUUUAUAUGCUGUACAAGAAAAUGGUUCUUGGGUGAACUGUCAAGAAACCUUCCAAAAAAUGUUUUGGAUAAAUCUUGGCUCACUCCACCGCCAGCUGUUAAAGAGGCUUCUGAUCUCUUGCGGAGUCUGCACUCACGAAUUUUGGUGAGAAAGUAUGUCCGAACAUUGUCAGAAGAAAGAAAAACACAGCUGACGAUGAAAUUGGCAGCUAGUGAGACAUUCAAAGGGAAAAAGACUUGUUAUGAGGAGAGCGUUUCACUGCCUUUCGUGUUCAACAGAUUAGAUUCGACUCUGGAAGCAGCAAAGAAAAAUCUAUUUGACAACUCACGUGAAGGUCGUGAAGAAACUAAGUAUUGCAUAGAAGUUGUUAAGUACGAUCGUCAUGGUUAUAAAGCAAGAUCACGUGUUUUGAUAGCAACCAAUGAGGCCAUUUAUUUAGUUGAGGCGCCUAGCUUUAAAGUUAAAGAAAAAAUUAGCCAUUCUAUACUGACAGGUAUAUCUGUCAGUUCUCUGGGUGAUAAUCUUUUUAUACUUCAUACAAGUUGUCAAGAUAAAGAGGAUAAGGGUGACUGGAUUCUCACCAGCCCUAAAAUAAUUGAAACGGUGACGCAACUGUUAAUGAUUACAAAUAUGAAAGAUACAAUUCAUAUUGAAGAAUCUAGUAUUACUCAUUCAUUACCGAAGGAAAAAAAAGGAUACAUAACGUUUUCCAAGGGUAAUCAGCUCUUGAUUAUGAAAGGAAAAACGGGCAAUCUGGAAGUGAGUGUACCCUCGUAAAUCAAAGGAUUACCUUUAGGAGAAUGGUUUUUUGAUAAAAGAACGUAUUUGUUAUGCAUCAUUUGCUUACUCAGUAUACUUAAAUAGUAUUCAUUGAAAAAUGGGUAAAAUUUGUACGAAUUCAAUUUUUUUAGAAGCAAAUGUUUUUGGAAUAUUCGAAUUUUUGUAAUUCUUAGCUGUUGUCAGUAUUGCUGAUGAUCACUGAUUGUUUAUUAAAAAACAAAUAAUGUGUUUCGUAUGGA
Molecule: messenger RNA, 3554 nt
Organism: Xenia sp. Carnegie-2017
Lineage: Eukaryota; Metazoa; Cnidaria; Anthozoa; Malacalcyonacea; Xeniidae
Product: unconventional myosin-Ic-like
Exons: 37
Coding region: 235-3312 (1025 amino acids)
Biological process (GO): actin filament organization; vesicle transport along actin filament
Cellular component (GO): actin cytoskeleton; myosin complex; cytoplasm
Molecular function (GO): ATP binding; actin filament binding; microfilament motor activity
Source: RefSeq, a predicted model, not a curated record